AUGGACAUUGCCCAGAGCUCCGGCAGAGGAGCUGGCGAGUGCGCGCGCUGCGGCCGCCAGCUGCCCGAGGAUCCUAGUGGCCAGACGCGGCGCGGGGACGCGGACUCAGGGUACCGCUGCUUGGCGUGGCCCUGCGCCUUCCCUCCUGCGGUCCCCUCCUGUGCGCGCCUCCCCCAGUUCCUCCUCCCCGGCUCCCCUUCUCCCUGCCCGGCGACAGCUCGGCUUGUGUUGCUUCUCCUGGGCGUGGGCUCACGUCUCCUGUGCGUCUUGUGCUCCCUACCCCGCAGAUCCUCAGGCUUCUGGAGACCGUGGGUUGACCCCCGAGGUGAGAAAGACCAAGAGGCACCGCAGCACGCCACCGAGGCGGUGCUGGCUAUCCCUGGAAUGACCGAAGACUCAGGAAAGCUUUCCCAGUACACACACCCAGUCAGACUAUUUUGGCCAAAAUCAAAGUGUUAUGAUUAUUUAUAUCAAGAAGCAGAAGCCCUUCUGAAAAACUUUCCAAUUCAAGCUACAAUUUCAUUUUAUGAAGAUACUGAUAGUGAAGAGGAAAUUGGGGAGCUGACCUGUGAUUCAGAAAAUUAA
Messenger RNA from Orycteropus afer afer, 585 nucleotides. NCBI's taxonomy places the organism in Eukaryota, Metazoa, Chordata, Mammalia, Tubulidentata, Orycteropodidae. The record is from RefSeq and is a predicted model, not a curated record.